Molecule: messenger RNA, 2420 nt
Organism: Thermothielavioides terrestris NRRL 8126
Lineage: Eukaryota; Fungi; Ascomycota; Sordariomycetes; Sordariales; Chaetomiaceae
Exons: 4
Coding region: 224-2203 (659 amino acids)
Biological process (GO): intracellular signal transduction; peptidyl-serine phosphorylation
Cellular component (GO): spindle pole body
Molecular function (GO): ATP binding; protein serine/threonine kinase activity
Source: RefSeq, a predicted model, not a curated record
GGCCAAAUCGAUUGGGCAGCUGGGGCAAGACCACUGGCGCGUCGCGCUGUUCAUUUAAGCUCGCAUUCAACAUUGGCGCGGUCCUCUCUCGCCCUGCAGCUUGUUUGAGACUGUUUUUCAAACCCUCUCUGCAUUUUAUCGUGUUGCUGGCGCAGCAUUCCCAUUUAUUCCCACGAGCCUGCUGCGGGCUCAUGCGGGGCGCGAAUCGCUCAGCUCGGACAUCAUGGCGAGUUUUAUGGCCAAUCUGUUCCCUGGCGGGAAGCAGGAUAAGACCGACGUGCGCCCCUCCACACCGACUCGGAACAACUUCAUCACCCCUGCCACCACUCCACAGGGCAGCCCCAGCAAGAAGACGGUUCCUCCCGGUGCCAAUGAACUCCCAGCCGCUUUCCAGGGCAUGAACAUCAAAGCGGCUCCCAGCGCCUUCGAUACUCCGGUGAAGCUGAGCCGGCCCCAAAGCGUUGUCGCGCCGCUGUCCCCCGGGAAGAGCAAUUUGCAGAACCUCGAUGAAGGCCCCUCAGCGGUUGACGACAGCGUUAUCCGCAAAGGCAUUGUCCGCACUGGAAGCCCCGUGCGGAACCAGGGUCAGGAAAACACGCCUCCGGUGCUGCCGCGGGAUCCGUUCGCCGAGCCGACCUAUCAGCCCAGCCAUGCCGCCAUCUCGCGCCAAGAGCUGUAUCAACAACAUAGAGACCGGCCGUCGCCAACCGUCAAGCGAUUCAACACAACUCGGGGCCUCAGCGCUGAGGAACGCGAGAUACUGCAGAGGCCCAGCGUCAAGCGACUGGUCAAUGUCACCCAGCUCUACUUCCUCGAUUACUACUUCGACCUUCUCACCUAUGUCAGCGCGAGGCAGAAUCGCCUCAACGCGUUCAAGGCGGAGUAUCCGCCGCCCCCGGAGACGGACCAGGAGACCUAUGACCAGAUGUGGUCAAAGUACACUGGCCGAGAGCGCGCCAAUCUCCGCAAGAGACGGGUGAGGCUGCGGCACGCUGAUUUCCAGAUUCUGACACAGGUCGGCCAAGGCGGCUACGGCCAGGUCUUCCUCGCGCAGAAGAAGGAUACCAAGGAGGUGUGCGCGCUGAAGGUCAUGAGCAAGAAGCUGCUGUUCAAGCUGGACGAGGUCCGGCACGUCCUGACCGAACGGGACAUUCUCACGACGGCCAAGAGCGACUGGCUGGUCCGCCUUCUGUACUCAUUCCAGGACGACAAGAAUAUCUAUCUUGCCAUGGAGUAUGUACCGGGCGGCGACUUCCGCACGCUGCUCAACAACACGGGUGUGCUGUCCAACCGGCACGCGCGCUUCUACAUCGCCGAGAUGUUCUGUGCCGUCGACGCCCUGCAUCAGCUGGGCUACAUCCACCGCGACCUGAAGCCGGAAAACUUCCUUGUCGACUCGACCGGUCACGUCAAGCUUACCGACUUUGGCCUGGCGGCUGGCUUCCUGGCUCCUUCUAAGAUUGAGUCGAUGAGGAUCCGGCUGGAGCAGGCGUCCGCGACGUCAGUCCCGUUCGGCAAGCCGAUGGAUCAGCGGACGAUUGCCGAGCGCCGGGAGGGCUACCGCACCAUGCGGGAGAGGGACGUGAACUACGCCAAGUCCAUCGUGGGCUCGCCGGAUUACAUGGCCCCGGAGGUGCUGAGGGGCGAGGAGUACGAUUUCACGGUCGACUACUGGAGCCUGGGCUGCAUGCUCUUCGAGGCCUUGACGGGCUUUCCUCCCUUUGCAGGGGCGACCGCUGAUGAGACGUGGCGAAACUUGAACCACUGGCGAGAGGUGCUCAAGCGGCCGGUGUGGGAAGACCCGAACUACUUCUUGAGCAACCGGACCUGGAACUUCAUCACAACUUGUAUCAACUCGAGGUCUAAGAGAUUCUCGAACAUCAAGGAUAUCUACGACCAUCAGUAUUUUGCCGAGGUCGACUGGCCCGUGCUGCGCGAAACCAAACCGCCCUUUGUUCCCGAGCUGGAUUCGGAAACCGACGCGGGCUACUUCGACGACUUCAGCAACGAAGCAGACAUGGCCAAGUACAAGGAGGUGCACGAGAAGCAACAGGCGCUCGAAAACAUGGCGGAUCGCGAAGAGGAGAUGAGGAAGAGCCUGUUUGUCGGGUUUACCUUCCGGCACCGCAAACCGGCCACCGAUGAGGGCACCCCGCGGAAGCCGAUUCCAUUCGAGGAGAACGCCUUCGGCACUAUGCUGUAGUGCCAGCAGCGGCGGGCCAAGUCCCUAUACCCGCGAUCCGAGAAGCCCCGGGGCUCGCGGUAGUGACGGGAGUUGCAUGCCGAGCGGUUUCUUCAGGAGUUUUGGGGUAGUAUGAAGGGGCGGAACAUUUUGACGGCAUAGCGAGGGGGGUAAUGAAUGACACGGAUGGGUAACGGCGACGGUCCGAAAGGUCAGCUUCAGAUCCCCCUUUUUCUUC